AUGCACCGCUGGUUUGCUCGCCUCACUCUGCGUCUCCAAGGUGGAGUUGUGGCACCUCGGGCAGCCCUGUAUGUGCAGCGCCAGCAGCAACGCCGACAUGAGGCUCAAUCCCUCCCACACGAUUGUGUACUCAUCUUCAAUGAGUCGCCGUCGUUGGGCCAAUUUGAUAAAGUAAAGUCACCAUCACGGCGAUCGCUGACGCAACAACCUGCCUGUGCUGCAAAUGCGGGUAAGCAGACGCUCUUUGUGGUAGUUCUUUUGUUGAUGCUUGUCAAACUCUCUCAGGCCGACAGGCAGCGCCAGUCGGUAGUUGUGCCCGACAACGCGACUGUUGCUGCCCUCAAGCGGGCCGUUGCGCGUCAGCAGAACAUCCCCAUCUCCGAACAAACGCUCACCUUCAACGGCCUUGUCCUUGAAGAUAAAAAAUUUCUCUCCGACUAUGGAAUUUCUGACGGCUGCUCUGUUCAACUUUACCUCCGCCUGGGUUUCAAGCCUACCUUCAGAUUAACCGUCUCACUCCCGUCGAAAAGCGAAAUAACUCUAGAUGUGUCUGGUGACGAGUCUGUUGGUGAAAUUAAAAAGCGCCUUGGAAAGAAAACUGGACUAGGAGUGAAUGCCGCGGAACUCAUCUACGAUCAUUGGGUACUCGAAAACGACCGAAAGCUGAUAGACUAUGGCAUCGUAAGGGACUCUUCCAUUUUAUUGGCACACGAGUUAACUACUGAAUCAAGCCUAAAUAUUCGAACUUCGAAACAUUCUAAACGCCAAAUUUCUGGGUCCACUGAUUCCUCUAAGAAGCCUCAUCGGAAUCGGCAGUCAAGCUCAAGCAGUGACGACGAUGACUCCGAGGAGAGUGGAAGGAAUGACUUGAUAACUGUCAUUUUCUUGCCUAAAAGUGAUCCCCCAAUCGCUCUAAGAGUCCACCCCCAAACUGAAAUCGGAGCGGUGCGUGAAAAACUUGCCCAGAUGCUUUCAGUUCCCGCGAGCUGGCUGUGGUUCGUGCGAGAAGGGAAACCCUUGGAUUUAUCAAAAUCAUUUGCUCACUAUGGAAUCAUGAACGGUGAAUCGGUUUGCCUUCUAUCAGAAGGCAACGGCGAAAGUAAGAAACGUCAGUGGCAUCCUUCGAAAGAUGAUGCUGAUGAUUCAAAGAUUCGGAUUAUUGUCCAAUCGAAAAAUGGCCAGACUUUUGCCUGUCGCGUUCGAAAAACCACGAGGAUAGACGCCCUCAGACGUCAAUUAGAAAGAGCGAUCGGUGCGCCUCGAAGUAGAACAGAACUAUUUCAUGAGCAAAAACGUCUUGACAACAAUGCCAUGGUGAAAGAUUACGGUCUUGCUAAUGGAUCUUUUGUUUAUUUACGGUACUAA
Mesocestoides corti is the source of this 1365-nucleotide messenger RNA. Lineage: Eukaryota; Metazoa; Platyhelminthes; Cestoda; Cyclophyllidea; Mesocestoididae. The record is from the annotation of a GenBank genome assembly.